UUGCCGACAAGCAAUAUAUUACCGAUAACGUAAUCUACUAUUUAACAUCUCUGUUUUAAUAAAUAACGUAGUCAGCGUAACAACACAUUACGUUUUCUAAAUAUGUAACACGACAACAACAUAUUUAUUACUACUACUACUAUAGCAGCAGCACAUCUAUAAGAAAACAAACAAUAAAUCUAACUAUUAUUGUUAAACUGAAAUAUUUAUUAAAGUAAACAUAUUAAAAAAGAAAAGAAGAAAUAAAUUAGAUAUUUUUUUUUAUAAUGGCAACAUUAGUAGGCGCUAAUUUUUUUGUUUAUUUUACCACUACCGAUGAUACUGAACGAGUACGCUGUAAACUUUGUAAUAAAAGUCUUAUGGCUAAUAGACGUUUUAACCUAAAACAGCAUUUAAAGCAAACACAUAAAAUAGAGGUUAGUUCGGCUAAUAGUAAAGUUAAACAUGGCUCUGUUGAGAAAAAAUCUAAAAGAAAUGAAAUUUUACCAUCUACAUCAUCGGAAAUCGAUGAAAAUCGUACACAAGAUAAUGCUGAUAAUUUCUUUGAUAUGAAUUCUCAAUCAAUGGACUCAAAUGAUUCAGAUACUUUAGCACUUCCUUCGGGUAUAGAAGUAAAAACCGUACGUGUACAAGAAAUUCGUCUUAAAGGUAAAACCUCAGAUGAGGUCGUAGAACAAGGUGUAACAUAUGAAAUUGAAAAUCUUAAUGAAAAUAAUGCAGAAACUUCAACACAAAAUAAUUCCAAUCAAGCUCUUCAAACUGAUACUUUUGUUGAACCCAUCCCCUUACCAAAGUUACACAGAUUCAAACGUGUCUUGAGUGAUCCCUUAAAUGAACCUAUUCUCCCAAAGAAAACAACAAAUUUUGAGCCACAAUUAAAGAAGAAAAAGGACAACGUAGUAGGCGAUGAUCCCUUAGACGAAUCAAACUCCACUAACAACGAUAAUUUCGCACAAUGGGCUAAAAAGAAAAUUCAAUUAUUGGAAAUUGAAUUACUUGAAAUGCGUAACUAUAAACACAAAUUGGAAUUGUAUGAAAAGGAACAACAGCUAAAGGUAGCCAGUUCAAAAUUCACCCGAGAUAUACGAGGAACUCAAUGAGAAGCUGACAAAACAUACAAAUGUUUUCUUAAAACAAUCUUUCUUAUACUUGAACAUUUAUCAAACAAUUUUUCCUAAAUUUUCUAUAAACCUUUUAUAAAUGUUAAAUGACUAAGUUUAAAAACAAAAUUAUUAAAAACAAAUUGAAUUGAAACUUGUUUUGUUUUUCAUUAGAUAAAAAAUAAAAACAUCUU
Messenger RNA from Lucilia cuprina (Australian sheep blowfly), 1294 nucleotides. RefSeq lists its product as uncharacterized. NCBI's taxonomy places the organism in Eukaryota, Metazoa, Arthropoda, Insecta, Diptera, Calliphoridae. Bases 267 to 1100 code for a protein of 277 amino acids. The transcript is spliced from 6 exons. The record is from RefSeq and is a predicted model, not a curated record.